Molecule: messenger RNA, 1668 nt
Organism: Meloidogyne enterolobii
Lineage: Eukaryota; Metazoa; Nematoda; Chromadorea; Rhabditida; Meloidogynidae
Source: the annotation of a GenBank genome assembly
AUGCAACCAACCAACAACAACAACACAGCUUCAACUUCCCCAACAUUAAAUGUUGAAAGUAAUCAAAAACAAAAACAAUGUCUUAACAAUUCACACAACAACAGUGGAAAUAAUUUAACACGUACAAAAUCAUUGGAUACUUGUCGUGUUUGUGGCGAUGGUCCAGCCAGAAUGCAUUAUGGAGUUCCGACUUGUUUUGGGUGUAAAGGGUUUUUUAGAAGAACAUUAAAAAGGACAAAAGAAUAUACUUGCAGAUAUAGUGGAAAUUGUAUUGUUGAUAGAUAUGAACGCAAUUCCUGUCGUUAUUGUCGUUUCAAACGCUGUUUAGAAGUUGGAAUGGAUCCAAAAGCUGUAAGACCAGACAGAGAUGCUGCUGGCCGUACACAUCCAGUUAGACGAAGAAUAAAUUUAUUAAAUGGGACAACAAAUAAUAACAUUAAUGAAGUUGUUGUUGUUGGAGGUGAACAAGAGGUUAUUGCUGAUAGUGGUGGUAAUAAUGGGGUUGGUGCUGCAGAUGCAGAAUGGGUACGGAAAUUGCCUGUUGAAAUGCGUACUUUAUUAAUGCAAAUAAUGAAUAUUGAUGUUAUGAUACAACAUGGGGACACACAAGAAAGUCCAGAAAAUUUAUAUCCACUUCCUUUUACAAGUUUACGACAAAUGUUUGAAGACCCGACAUGUUUGGAUGGAAAAAGGACUGAAAUAAGAUAUGAGCAUUAUAGACAAGUUGAACCGAAAGAAUUAACGUAUUUGGCACAUCGGAGAUUAAUUGCUGCUGUGGACACAAUUGAUCAUUUAUGUGCUUUGAUGGAUUUACACAAUAUUAGAGACAAAUUAAUCCUCACAAAGGCAGCAUAUGCACCAUUAUCUUUAUUUUGUUCUGUGUCAUCUACAGCACGUAUAACAAAUAAUCGAGACAUUCUCUGCCUUUGUAAUUAUGGUUAUGUACCUAGAGGCGCUCAUCUUACCUAUUCAGAACCUUACCAUUUUGCUAAUCGAAUUGUGGACAGAGCUUUAGAUGAACUUGUAGAGCCUUUUCGAACAUUUAAUUUCAAAGAACGUGAAAUUGUUUUAAUGAAAGCUAUUGUUGCAUUAAAUCCUUAUUUGCCAAGUCUGUCAACUGAGGCAGCUGAACAAAUAGCUGAUUUUCGUGAUAGGCUACAGGAAACAUUAUAUAAUGUUGUUCGUGAAAGCCAUCCAAAAGAAGUAGCUUCUUCUCGUUUUGGAAAUUUACUUUUAUUUCUUCCAAAUAUAAUGAUACUUGGAAGUAUUAUGAUUGAAAAUUUACAAUUUUUACAUUCAUUUGGAAGUCAUUGUGGAGGUAUUGGGCCUUUACUUGGUGAAUUACUUGAGGAAGAGUGUGAGGAAAAUAUACAGGAUUGUGUGGGUUGUGGUGAUGAUUUGUUGUCAUUAAGUAGUGGAGAGAAUAAUGAUGGGUCAAUGUGCCAUUCUCAAUCAACCGGUUCAAUUACUUCACAAUUCGGCAACACUUCAACAAAAAGUUGUGAAGAUAUUACAAUGUUACAGCAACAAUUUCAACAACACCAACAAUAUUCUGCUCCUAAUUUAAUGUUAAUUAAUUCUCCUUACCUCAAUAUAUUAUUUCCCUUUCAAUUUAUAAACCCCCAUUUAUUUCGGUCAUUUCAAAUUAAAGUCUCUCUCAAAAAUUAA